Molecule: messenger RNA, 8481 nt
Organism: Venturia canescens
Lineage: Eukaryota; Metazoa; Arthropoda; Insecta; Hymenoptera; Ichneumonidae
Product: golgin subfamily A member 7
Exons: 3
Coding region: 320-784 (154 amino acids)
Biological process (GO): peptidyl-L-cysteine S-palmitoylation; protein targeting to membrane
Cellular component (GO): palmitoyltransferase complex
Source: RefSeq, a predicted model, not a curated record
GGCCUCCAGAGCUCGUGUAUUAUGCGAUUAUGGUGACGCUGGUUCGCUGGUGGUCGAAAAUCGCGCGUCCCACGGGUAUAGAUUAUAGGUUGACGAGAAGGAGAUAAAAGUAAUGUGUCACCGAAUAAACGACAGAGAUUAUUCAUAACGCUAGGUUCCAUAAAUUUGUAAUUUAAAUAAAUUUCGUUACUAAAAAGUGAUCGGUUUUGAUAAAUGCGUCGUGAUAUUUGCGAACAUAAAAGAGAAAAAAAGUAUUAUUCUCUUCGAGUCCGGCCGUGAGGUGUAAAUUUUUCAUACAACUGCCGAAUCGAAGCUCAAAAUGCCACUGGGCAAUCACGUUGCUCUUACGCCUCUGGAGGAUAUGUCAAGUGGUCGUGGACAAGCAGGUAGCGGACCUCCACAAAAUUGUCUGAAAGUUUUCAUUCAACGGGACUAUAGCCAGGGCACCAUGGUCAAAUUUCAAAAUCGUUUUCCAACUGAACUUGCUGAUAGAUUGGAUAUUGAAUCAUUCGAAUAUACAAUCAACCAGUUAAAUAACUAUUUUGCGGAGGCAGAAAGAGCAAGUUGUUCAACAUACUGCGAAGGCUGCCUGGCUUGUCUGACUGGUUAUCUUAUUUAUAUAUGCACCGAAACGCAUUAUGAGAAAUGUUUGCGGAAAGUGGCAAAAUUUGUUUGCGAACAAAACGACAGAGUUUACAGGCCUCGGGGUUUACUACUUACGGAUCCAACUACGAGAGGUCUUAGACUAAUAGAGAUCUCGGUUUUGGACAGGCCACCAUCGUGACUGCAUGUCAGCCGAUCAACGGAAUUCUUCAUGUGACCCGCCUGUGAAGGCGUUUCUUUCGAAAACCAACGUCGUACUCGCACUUAACGUAUCUUCGAGCCAGUAACCUUGAAUCUCGUGUCAAUAAAAAUGCACGGACUUACUCGAGCUGACCUCAUGUUAAAGAACAAACACAGAAACCAGACAAAAUGUGAAACAACAGAGAGCGAGAAAACAUCAGAGACUGCGAGUUAUUUUCAUAUUUAUUUAUAUUUACGUAUCUUCAUACCCUCUUGUAUGAAUAUGUACAUAUGAAUAAUUAUGACGCGAAAAAUCUUGGCAAAUAUGAAAGAAAAACAAGAAACUAAUGAAACAUUGUUUAAACAAGAUUGCGUCAUACCAAAAAUUGUUGUAGUGUCGUCUAGUCUUUCAGACAUUAUUUCAUGCACUGUCAGCUUUGGAAGUUGGCAACUAAAUGUUUCGUUUUUAUUCUUAUAAUUAAACUAAAAGAGUGAAAGUCUCACGGAAACACUGAAAGAAAAAUAAUUAAAAAUAUUUUGUAUAUUUAGAAAUAUGUUGGUUGAGUAAAAAAAAAAUCUCCAAAGGUACACGUAAAAAUUUCCCAUAAAAUUAGUAUUCAAUUUUUAUUUUGUUCGUUGCAAACAAAUGUAUUUCUUCAUCGAAUUUCCCUACUUCGAGUAUUUUUCAAUGCGGUCAAUGAAGGACUCAAAAGCUCGUACAGAAUUUCUGAUAGAUUUUUCGAAAACUAUCAAAUAACAAUGUGUUAAUACAAAUUGGCUGAAAAAUUUCUUACAUCUUGGUGAAUCUUUAGCAAUUUUUUUUUUAUUCCAUGCAUAUAAAUCCUUACGUUUCACAAAAAGUGGAUCUUUUUAUGGAUACCGUAAAAGAUUCUUACGACACUGCUCAAUUCGGGUAUUUGAGGUUGAUCUUUAUGACUAUCCUGCGAUUUGCAAGUAUGUUGCUGUGGAUAGGAAUUAAAAUACCAAUAAAAAUCUGGAGUAGACAUCGCGAUUUUUAUUCGCAGUAGUAGAUAUUCGAAGAUGAGCGAGUUUGUUUCAGUAAAUAAUGAAAACUUUGUCCAUCCUUUCUCGAAUAGUUAGUCGUUAAUUGAUCCACAUAAUAAAUCUGUGGUAGUUGUCAAUUUUUCCUGCUGCAACGUCUCAGGUGAAAAUGAGAGAUAGAAUAUACUUUUUACGCUGUCAACCCAAAGUUGAGAUACAAAUAUAGAUGACAAAUAAUUGACAACUAACGAGAAAGAGAAGGAACGUAAACAAAGAUUUUUGCUGGUGUACUACUCGAAUUCACUCAUAUUUGGUUGAAGUAUAUGAAACAGGAUACAAAACAUGGCUCACAUCUUUCUAUUGAUACAAUUUAUAUUUUUCAAUUAUUCGCUGUUAACUUCGUUAAAUAGAUGAUUUCAAUCAGUCAAUAGGCAUACAAAAUAGAACCAAAAACCAUGCAUUUACUUGACGCUGAAUGUUUUUUAAGAAAUUUAAAUCUCGAAGAAUCUACCUGGUUAAAUAACGCAAAAGAUUAUUUUUUAAUUUCACGUUUUCAAUCAUUUUGUAACGCCAAAUGGAGAAAAAAGUGUUGGAUUAACCAACCGCACUGACAAGAUAAAAUAUUUUUGAUGCUAUCGAAUUUUUUUCAUUCUAACCAUGAAAAACCUCGAUGACUUUUCUUUUAGAGUCUCAUAUUUUGAUGUCACUCUCGAUAGUCUGUAUCUAGUCGUCCGGAAGCCGUAUGAAUAAGGUUAUGUUUUUCGUCCGGAAAUAUAUUAAAUCGUCUCAUUAUUUCCUAUACCAAAACAACAUUAUACUACUACAAAUCCAGACGAAUAACAACAACAUACGUUUAUUCGUUCAGAUGGAAUCAAUGUGAAAACAGAAAAAAAUAUAAACAGAGUAAUAAAAUGAAUAUAGCCAUCCAGAAUAAUGAUGUAUUUUCAGGUCCGUGAGAAAUUUCAUAUAAAUUGUCAACUACAUUGAGAAAUAGAUAUGCGUGGAAUAAAUUCAUCAAAAGUAGUAAAACAAAAGUAAACAAUAGAAAUUCUCAGCAAUAUAUAAUCCGGACGAAUAGUCUAAUGUUAAAUGUGCGGUACCACUGGACGACUGUACAGUACGUUCUUGAUAACCGAUCGUAGGUUUGUGGGAAACAACCACGACAGAAUCAAUGAUGAAUUGGCACUGAGUUAUAACGAACCAUAAUUAAGAAUGUUCGACUAAACUGACCAAAAUUGGCUAGCAAAAGAUGUGUAAAAUGUUUGUAUAACGGCUAAAAUUAUUCGGAAUAUUGUAAUCGCAUAUUUAGACUUUUAAGGUAACUAUUAUACUGUAUGCUAGUCAAAUGAGUGCUAAAUUUUCAAAACUCUUUUAGACCAAGUUUAACGCAUUGAUUAAACAUAUUGUUAGUAGAUAUGCAUUAAAGCAUAUUUUUGGCCUGCAGGGCCAAAAAGACGGGAGUUACGCGUUUCAUCACUGUUAUUUUUCAAAGAAUGUAUUUUUUGAUCGAUUUUAUUGCACCAAGUCUGAUUUUGUUCCUCAACUGAUCCUGUACGAAUUCACCACGUAGAUUUUUAAAUUCAUUCCAUUCAGAAAUUAUUAAUGAAAAAGUUUUUUCGCUUAAUAAACAAUUAGAUGCAACAGUGAAAUGCUCAAGUAAAAAAAACUACAUGAUGGAUUUGUGGAAGAUCAAAUAAGGAACAAAAUAAGACGUGGUGCAGUAAAAUCGGUCAAAAAAUGCAGAUAAUUUUUUGAAAUAUAUUAGUGAAAAUGUGUUACCGCUGAGAUUUGCAUUUAUCAGUACAUAGUUUUGCAGAACUAUCGUUUUCAAUAUUUUUACAUGUUAAUAAGAUAUGGAGCAAUAUAGAACCGGCGCUCUGGUCUAGUGGUUAGCGUGCUUGCCUCCAAAACAGAGCAUCGGGAAGUCCUUGAUUCGAUUUCCGGUCUCGUAAACUUUUCGCAAUAAUUAAAUAUGUACGUAACGUAGCUCCGAUACCACGAAGCGAGUCUAGAGUCGGGCUUUAAUGGCACAGGUUUUCCGUAAUUUCCCUGUGCCCGUGGAAUCGUGUGCCAUGGCAAAUGCGUUACAGAGGGGAGAGUCGGGUGCGGCCGCGUGGGGGCCUGGUUACUGAUCCAGACCAGACCCCUAAGGGGGACAGGCUACUAACUCUGGCCGACCCUGUAAUAGGCAAAAAAGUUUCUACGCAGGGGGACAAUAUGAAUAAAAAAAAAGAUAUGCUGAUAUACAAAUUCACUAACAAUACAUUUAAUCGGGACGUUAAACUUAGUUUAAAAUCGUUUUGAGAAUUAAGCACUCAUUGGACUAAUAUGCAGUACAGUAGUUACCGUAAAUGAACCUUUUCAUGCUCUGACAUAUUGAUUUUUACCACAUUAAGAAAAAAAAAGUCAUUGGAACAACGAAAUGUGGCGUUACGGGGUGGGGCGGGAUUGAAAUUCCGAACUGUGAGAAAUCAGAAGACUCAAAAUUCUGAAAAUCUAGCUGGGACUCGAAAUAUAUAGAUUAGGGUGGUCCUUAUUUGAGGUUGACAUUUUUUUUCAAAUUCCCCCCCUGGUUCGAUUCCAAAUCAUUAAAAAAGACACCACGAAAAAGCUGGAGUCAGUGGGGAUGAUGAGAAAAGGUGCCGGCAAGUUCGAAUCGAUUGAAAAAAAGGCAUUUUAUAUAAAAGUGAUGUUUUUCUGCUGGGGCCGGUUAUUUAUCAUUUUAUUCGAAACUUUCUUCCUUUUGUAAUCUCUGCGUGCUUUCCUAUUAUAGUCUCUGCGGCAUAGAGUCCGACUAUCACACUUCCCUGGGAAAGCCGACGCCGUUCCGAAUAUCAUGUCUCGUGGCACAGCGUCCAGCUAACACGAUAUUCUUCCCGAUAUCUUUUAAGUUUUCUCGGCAUAGCCCAAGCCACCUUAACUACAAAUUCUAUCCUCAAAUAUUAAUCUUCUUAAAUAAUCAUUAUUCUUUAAUAACUUUCAUAUAAAAUGCUGACAUCCGAUGGUUCAGGAAUUGCAUGUUAUUGCGAAUUAUUCAUCAAAACUCUUUCGGUGUUGCGUUCGACUUUCUUUUGACAAACAAAUUCUCAAAACAGUUCUUUUAUUCCGUGUCUCUCAACAUAGCGCCUGACUAUCACGUUAUAAAAAAAUUCCUCAAAUGUAAGAAUUCACAUCAAAACACCGACAAACUGACAUAAGCCUACGAAACAAGAUUACUUCGUUUCAUUGGCCCUUAAAAAAGGCUGUUCUUGAGCAAUGGAUCCCGAAUACGACAGAUAUAUAAAUUCAGUAAUAGCAUGCAAAUAGAACCGUUUACCUCCAGGUCAUGAAAAAAAUAUUAGAGGAAGUAAUAAUCUAGAAAUUUUAGAAAAUAUAAUUCUCUCAACGAAUAGAAAAACGAUAGAAAAGUUGUCUAUUAUCGAAAUUCAGGAGCAAAGAAUAAAGAUGAUUUAUUCCUGGGCAUACGGGAAAAAAUUGUAGUUCGAAUUUUCAACGACUAUAUGUUAAAUAAAUCCUUGAAUGGUUGUUCUUAAUGACGAUUGACAAGGGUUUCGAGUACCUUUGGAUGGCUCGAUGUAAUUUAUACAUAGAAAAAGAAUAGCAGCUAAAGAUAAAGCAAACACGAAUUUGACUGAAGUAGAAACAACGACCGGACUUGCCGGCACCCUUUUCCAUCAUCCCACUGAUCACAGCUUUGUGUGGUGUCUUUUUUAGUGAUUUAGAAUCGAACCAGGGGGGAAUUUGAGAAAAAAAAUUCAACCGCAAAUAAGGAUCACCCUAAUAUAGAUAUAUCACACUAGCGAGAUUUUCGGACUUUUGAGCCUUCUGAUUUCUCACAAUUGGGAAUUUCAACCCGGCUCCUACAGGGUGCCAAUGAAAUAUACGAUCAUCGCAAGCUUGAAUAUGAUUAAACGAAUAUAAGAAUUUUAGAUCAAAUUAAAGACUCAUUCUCUCCAAUGCUGCAUUCUCUCCAAAAACGUUGCAGUUCAAUGAAGAAAAUUCUUACAAUAACAUCAAUUGUUAUUGAUACAACCAUUUUUUUUUCUCAAUGCAGGUCUUCGUUUUUUGAGAUAUGUCAGAAUAAGCAUGAGGAUAUCAGAGAAACUUUCAAGUUUCAUCGUUAGGACGCUCGUUCAAUCCGGUGAUCUUUUCGAUACUCUCCCAGUAUCCCGUAUAUCUUCCUGCUGUUGAUCUCAUUCUGAUAAACAGCUAAUCGAUCUCGCAUGAGAUCAAUGUCAAAAUAGACCGAUGAAGUUCGAGUUUUUACGGGUCUUUAACUGAAUGAAACAGGUACUUCUGUUUUUACGACUAAAAGCAUUGAAUUUGUGUUGAUUAGGGGUUACGAAACGAAUCCUCGAAUGGACUGCCUGAAAUAAAACUGAGUGAAUAAAAAAGAACAUGAAAGACUUCACUUAAUGAGAUCAUGCCCACCACACCAGCGUUAAACAACUGAAUUUUUUGUCAUGACAGGGGAUUGGUGCUAUUAUAUUCUCUCAAAAUUUAUAGAUUUAAAAAUUAACAUAACUAAUCAAUUAGUCCGUUGUAAUUAUCAGUUAUAUAAAAAAAAUAUCAUUAUUAGUAAAAAUUUGACUAGUUAACUUUUUGAUUUGGCAACUUUGUUGUUGGUGGAGAGAUAUAUCUACCUUGCCAACGGUAAACUGAUGGCUUGUCGCUCACAUAUGACUUGAUACACAUAACCAACAAUUUAUUUGAAUUUGAGGUUACGUCAUUAUUUGUGAUUACAAAUAUUUUUGUUAUCACAAUAUUUGUAUAAAUAUGAACAAAAAACAUUUUUCUGUUAAUUAUACCGAGAAAGUAUACACGCUUGUACAGUAUCGAUACACUAAUGUAAGCACAUCACACCUAAACACGAUAUACGUUGAUAUACAUAUAUAUAAACAGCUGAUAGAGCGGUGUUGCCGAUGUCGUACCGAACCUAGUAUUCAACGACUCAUCGUGAGUGAUAAUCGUAGUUAAUUUAUGAUUUCAUUCUUAAAGUUUCGGUGACCUGAUAUUUUUAUAACGCCAUUAAUAAGAUAAAUGUUAAACGAAUGAUUUAAUUUUUUUUCCAGCAUUUACGAUCCCUUAAAUUUGAUUGAAAAAUCACGAUCCAUUUACUGCCACUACGAUGUCUAAUUUUUAAUACUUAUUUUCUUGCUUAAAUGUUCGGUAACCUCCCCUCAAUUUUUUUUACCGUCAUUUUCGAACGAUUUUUCUAUGCUGUGUAAAAAAAUCAGAUUUUUCUGCAGAUUUUUAAAUAGUGGCCAUGAUCUCAUUAAUGAAGAUUGAAUAACAAAAGCUCACAAAAGUUCGUUAACCCCUUCGGUGGCAUUGAUGUCAGAUUUUUCCCGUGCCCAAAGUGUCGAUGACGCCAUCGGUGGCGUCAAAAAUUUAAAACGGCGGAUCCGAAAAUAUAAAAAUUCAUUCGGAUUCCAUGAAAUUUGGUACGUGGGGGUUUUCGAGGGCGCUGAUCACGAUUCCGCCUUCACAAGUGCGAAAUAAAAAAUGGCAGAUUUAUAUAAGGGUUGAAAAUGUCAACAUUCAUAUGAAUUAGACGAGACUGCUCUCAAAAUGCAACAAUUGUAAAUUUUGAAGUUAUUGAAGUCGCUUAUUAUGAAGAUGUUCUUAGAAUUCAUGUAUUGCAAUAUUCCGACGAAACAUGGUGGACUUUGAUGCUAAACCUGAUCACAUUUGAUUGACCGGUGAGGAUGAUGAGUCCGGAGACCGGAGAGGAGAUGAGAAAGAGCAAAGCAUUCGACAUCUUCAUUGACAACUGCUGAAGAUACAACACAGUCUUUUGAAAACAUUACCCAAUUCAUAUUGCUAGUCAUUUCAACUGAUUCUUAUCACCGUCGGCAGGAUACAUAUAACUAACCUCGGACAUUUAUGUCGAUAAGCAUAGAGGUAUAAAAUUUUGAAAGAAGAUAUAAAUGUGUAUUUUAAAUCACCAGCUAAUGCACGGGGCAAUUUUAUGUAAUAUUCAUACUGAGUACUGAAACUCGAGUACCCAAUAAAUGUGAACAAAGGUUCCCUUCCAAUCAUUCAACGUCUUGAAUUCGCGUGCGUCAAACUCAAUCCAACAUUUGGACUUUUUGCGUUUCGAGAGUAGAUUCAUAAUCACUGACCUUAAAAACCACUAAGUACCAAUUUUCGUCUAAUUCAAAACAACUUUUGGAUUUUGAGUACAGAUUUUCAACCAGCGACCUCGAAAACCCUUGAGUACAAAGUUUCAUUCGAUUCGAAUAAAUUUUUCCAUAUUGGUCCGCCAUUGUGAAUUUUUGCAUUUUGACUGCAAAUUCGUAAUUAGCGACCUCAAAAACCCCCCGCUACCAAUUUUUAUGGAAAUCUGAAAACUUUUUUUCAGCGUUUUAAACACUUCGAGUGAAAUAUAUCUUGCCACCGAAGGGGUUAAAUUAGCAAAAAAACAAAUUGAUUUAAUGAAAUUGUCAAUAGGAUGACAAAGGAUCAGUCCAUUUGAUGAAACAUUUAUGGAAUUGCCCACUAAAGAAUAAAUUUGGUAAUGAAGUUGUUCAUUAAAGCAGAAUAAUGUCCAAUCACGACAAAAAUUUUUAUAAAUCCCAAUCACAGAUUCAACAUUGAAUUCGUUUAAGAGAACAGAUUAAUUUAGAAUGAUACAUAAGAAAUUGUGGUUAUUCCUAUAAAAAUAUCAGUCCAAUAAAUUUUAUAAUUUUUUGA